Molecule: messenger RNA, 904 nt
Organism: Diospyros lotus (date-plum)
Lineage: Eukaryota; Viridiplantae; Streptophyta; Magnoliopsida; Ericales; Ebenaceae
Product: outer envelope pore protein 16, chloroplastic
Exons: 6
Coding region: 112-552 (146 amino acids)
Biological process (GO): protein import into chloroplast stroma
Cellular component (GO): chloroplast outer membrane
Molecular function (GO): amino acid transmembrane transporter activity
Source: RefSeq, a predicted model, not a curated record
UUUCAAGACAGCAGAAGAAUACGAAACACUAGAGGGAAGGAGCUGUGAUUGAGAGAGAGAGAGAGAGAGGGAAGGAGCUGUGAUUGAGAGAGAGAGAGAGAGAGAGAGGAGAUGCCGAGGACCGGAUUCAGAGGAUCAGUCACAAGUCCGAAGGUAGACUUGAUAGUGGACAUGGGCAAUCCCUUCCUCAAUCUCACCGUCGACGGCUUCUUGAAGAUCGGCACUGUUGCAGUGGCAAAGACGGCGACCGAGGAAGCAUAUCACAUCGUAAAAACAGGGAGUAUUUCUCAACACAAGCUUGAGAAUUCGUUAAAGAAGAUGUGCAAGGAAGGUGCUUAUUGGGGAACUAUAGCUGGAGUAUAUGUAGGAAUGGAAUAUGGCAUGGAGAGAAUACGUGGCACCAGGGACUGGAAGAAUGCAAUGCUUGGAGGCACCUUGACUGGGGCCUUGGUAUCUGCUGCCAGCAACAAUAAGGGAGACAAGAUCGUGAUGGAUGCCAUUACUGGAGGUGCGGUUGCUACCGCUGCUCUGAUCGUAAACUCUCUCACCUGAACAGCAAUUCUCCCACCUUUGCGAAUGUGAGGAAUAAAUACUUGAAAUGUUUCUUCUGUUAAUAAGGGAUGACAAUUUCCUGAUUAUGCGUGGUGCUGCUGUUCUGUACUGCUGAAUCUAUUCAGAGUAUAAUAACUUUGGGUCAACAACUGUUCUGUUAUAGUUAGAAUUCAAGCAGCCAAUUCCACUUAGUGAGAUUAAGGUUUCUGGUGACGAGGACGACCACGAUGAUAACAGUUCUUGAAGACAAACUUCCCCCCUAGAGCGGUGAUAUAGGUGUGUGUUAGGGCAUGACCCUGCUAUAGUUUAGCUUAGCCAUGGAGAUAUAUAUCUGGUCCUGGUUUUCUUUAAA